UAUGCGUAAGUUUCAUACUGUAACCGACCAGUCGUGUUUUAGUGACUGAUACUUUGCGGUCGCGAGUACUCCAGACCAAUGAUACAAAAACCGUAUCGUUCGAUUAACAUUAGAGUAGUUGUCAGUACCUAGAUAACUAGUAACUGGUUUGAAACACAACAGUGCAGCAGUACUAUUUUGUUAUUUCGGUUCGAGUGCACAAUAUUACGUGUGGUUUUGGACUAAAUUAUAAUGAAUUUGUUGCGGCCGUCGAGUUCUUUGCAGCAGCCGUGUAGACUAAAAACGGUUAUUGCACUGCUUUUAGUCCUUGUUUCAAUGGUACGUAGUUUUCCAUUAGAUGGAAAACAACUCGAUUCUGCGGUAGAAGGCGUACAGAAAUAUUUAGAAUCGUCUGGUUUUCCAAAAAUGACUCGUGGCGAAGUUUUGGAUUUUUUGAACGAUUUCUCAAAGAACUCUCGAGUAAGUCGUUCUGAUAAAACUGUAGUAAAUGCCAAGAAAGAUAUUACGUAUGUCACACCAUCSCCUGAUUUCGUGUACUCAACAACAAAAAUGCCACACGUCCAGGAUGAUGUGACAAAAAGUUCUAAUUCUCRACCAAAAAUCCCUAAUGGCGAAUCACCACUUAACUAUGGAUAUCCAAUGAGCAUAAAUACACAGUCUGACCAGACACCACCUUCGACCACACCAAUAAUAUUUGUCACAGUGCAAGGCAGAAAUUUAUCAAGUGACAAAAAAACUGAAAUUAUGUUGCAAACAAUGGACGCGAAAAAUGCACAGAAAAAAAAUAUCGGUCCGUCUGUUGAUUUGAACGCGUACGCUAAGUUUAAAAAAAUCCCUGAAGCUAGAAAUUUGAAAAUCGACGACGACAUGAAAGAUUUUCUAAACAAUUUCGGACUAUUGGAUGCUCCAAAAUCGGGUAAAUCAGUUGAUUUAAAUUCCAACGAACCGCAGAGGCGAUCUAAUGAGUCUCAGAGGCGAAACGACGACGCUACAGCUACAGAAACAGUGGACGAAAAACUAUUGAAAUCAAUUCUUAAUGAAACCGGCAACAGUGGAUUAAACAUUUCUCAGUUACAACCAUUCCUCGAUAAUGCAUCAGACCGGGGGGACCAUGUGUUUAAYCCAUCCGUAUCCAACGUAAAGACCGUAGAUGUGAACAGGAUAGCGAAGAUAGUGGAAAAUAUACGACUGUUGUCCGACGAUAACAAUACUAUUUCGUUGUCACAGGAAACCAUCCAAAAGAAAUUAGAAAACAUAACGGCGGCCAUAGCUGCWAUUGAUCAACCAUCCGAUAAUAGCAAUAGUAAAGAAUUCAACGGGUACGAAGUGUUCUUCGACGACAACUCCAAAGAAGUCGAUUCCGAUCUGCCGGAGUCACCUACCGUUUCAGAGACUCAACUCUUGAGUAAAGCACCGAACCCGCCUGAUCCUUUGUCCACCGAUGAACUUCAAAUGCUCUUAGAAAAGAACAAAAAUGASGUGAAACGUCAAGAGCCAGUGAGCGAAGAGGCCGUAGCUAAUAUCACCACUUCUACCGAAGAAUCCAUAGCCGUCGCUACGUCCUCCGAAGCAGUCGUCGCGUCGUCGGUUUCCACUGAUUCGUCUUCGGAAGCAACUUCCGUAGAAGUAACGUCUGGCGCUAGYGCAGCAAGAGAUUCUUUUACGACCUCCGAUACUAAYCCAAGUCUAUCUCAGUUGGCCGAAUCAUUUGGCGGAGGAGAGACCGCCAGCAGUCCACCCGUAAUCGAUGAAAUAAUUACACCUGGACCCGAACGACCUAAAAACGGUUUGUACUUUUAUGUGGACUGGAACUCGUUUUUGACGGUUAACGGGGGCCAAAAGAAUCAAGUCAAUUUGAGGUUUUCACCGAAAGCUGGGAACCCAAAUCAUUUCAUCAAGGUCAACGUACCAUAAUCAAUUUUAGACAUUAUUAAAUUAUUAAUCUAAAUAAUAAUAUUAUAUUAUAAUAUGUUGGCUCUUUUCAAGACGCCGUUCACUAAAUAUGUUGUACAGUUGUACUAUUUAUUAUAUUAUUAUUGUAAAUAAAGUUUUAUAAAUAAAAAACAUGUUCUAUA
Molecule: messenger RNA, 2075 nt
Organism: Diuraphis noxia (Russian wheat aphid)
Lineage: Eukaryota; Metazoa; Arthropoda; Insecta; Hemiptera; Aphididae
Source: RefSeq, a predicted model, not a curated record